AUGGGGAUCCGUGUGUUCCCGAGCUUCUUUGAUCGCGUAACGCAAGGGUUACGCGACGAUCUCGAGCAUGAGCGAAAUAGGCGUCUCCAAAUGGCGGACACUGCCUCGAAGCAUCGAGCUGAGUUUGCCUUUGCUCAGCUUGAGAACGAGAGAGCUCUGACAUCUCUUCGUGACGAGCUAAGGGUAGCUCGUGGGAUUGUUGAUCGGUCUCGGGAUGAGAUAACUACUCUCCAGACCCUUGUCGAUGCCCACCAUCGGGAGCACAAGGCUCUCUGCGAGAUGCUUGAGCGCAAGGGCGUUCUUCAUCGGAAGAAGCAGCGUACUGAUGGUACGGCUUAA
Messenger RNA from Peronospora matthiolae, 339 nucleotides. NCBI's taxonomy places the organism in Eukaryota, Oomycota, Peronosporomycetes, Peronosporales, Peronosporaceae. The record is from the annotation of a GenBank genome assembly.